AUGGUUAUUUUCCAAAGAAAGCUCAUCUACAUGGGAUAUAUACCUCCAGGGGCUCGGAGCGAGCAGUUGCGCGACGUAAGGGUACCAAAGGCGAUUCAUUGCGAAGAAAUUCAGAUUCCAAGUGAGAAGAGAGUCAUGCUUGCCGGAAUUGUGGUCCGACCAGCCUCGCAUAUUGGUGACUCGCCGCCGGACGCUGUAGUCCUCUAUCUUCAAGGCAAUGCUGGAAACCCUUUGGCUCGUAUGCCUGUCUUCGAGAGGUUGCUUGGAGUGUCAUCACGACUGGAACCGCAGCCAAAGGCUCGCAACAUCGCUGUCGUCGCUGUCGCGCCUCGUUCAUACUGGAAAUCCUCCUCACGAAUACCUACAGAGCGUGGCUUGGCGAAAGACUACGAGCAUGUUCUGUCAUACGUCUGUCACCGCUUCCCCUCUUCUAUCAUCGUCCUAUACGGGCACUCGCUGGGUGGUGCCAUAGCAGUAUGCCUGGCUUCUCGCUUGAGCGGUUCUGAAUAUCCCGCGGUUCUGGGAAUGAUCCUGGAAAAUCCCUUCUCGUCAAUUCCGGGGAUGGUAAGGGCGCUCUAUCCUCAGCGCUGGCUGCCUUAUCACUAUCUUACACCGUUUGUGCUCGAUAAAUGGAACGCAUUGGCUGCGAUGCAGACAGCACGGGAUAGACCAGAGUGCCUGCUUGCGCGGUUGUCGAAGAACAUGCUGGUGCUGCUCAGCGAGAAGGACGAGGUCGUGCCAACGUCCAUGGGCGCCGAUUUGUAUGAUGCCAGCAAUGACUGGAGCUCUGCCGCUGGCGAGGAUGUAUCCAUGGACUGGGGGCUGAAACGACAAGUGGUAAUUCAGGACGCUCUGCACGAAAAUGCUUGGGAGGAACGGCAAUGGCUUCGGGAAAUUCAUACAUACCUGGACCGACUGCAACAGAUGGAGUUGCGACGACGUGUAGUGACUUAG
Messenger RNA from Sparassis crispa, 954 nucleotides. Its product is annotated as alpha/beta-hydrolase. Gene Ontology annotation, molecular function: palmitoyl-(protein) hydrolase activity. Gene Ontology annotation, cellular component: membrane. The record is from RefSeq and is a predicted model, not a curated record. The transcript has 3 exons. NCBI's taxonomy places the organism in Eukaryota, Fungi, Basidiomycota, Agaricomycetes, Polyporales, Sparassidaceae. Bases 1 to 954 code for a protein of 317 amino acids.